AUGUUGGUCUUGUGCGUCGGAGCUGGAGAUGGGUUCGGGGGGAGCUUGAGGGACCUCCCGUCACAGUUUCGGGAGCUGUUGGUUGCCGGGAGGAUUGACACGGUCUGCUGCACUGACCACGUCGGAGAAGACAGCCUUGACUACCUCAGCACGCUGUCUCCGAACGUACACAGCACACCAGGACGCGGCGACAUCGAAGCGGCCGACACGUCAGCUGUGCGCACGGGGAAUGGGGUGGGCAUCGUGAUGGUCGCUGGGCGCGCGAUCCCACCCAGCACGCGCAGCCUGCGGUCUCUCGCGAUGCGGCAUGGCGCGAGCAUCAUCGUGUCGAGCUCCGGAGCCCCUGACGUGUGCGACGUUGGCGGUGUUCUUGUGGUGCGCGUCGGUUCCCUGCUGGGCAACAAGCCAUCGUCGCCGGGCAGUUCAUCGCAGGGACCGUACUCCUUCCAGCUGCUGGACAUCGGGCAGGAGGGCAGGUGUGUGUGCUACACGUACCGGCUGACGGACCUCUCAGGGCAGGUGGACAUCGCCAAGAAGGUAUUCUCUCUGCAGCAAGUCUGA
Pedinophyceae sp. YPF-701 is the source of this 561-nucleotide messenger RNA. The record is from the annotation of a GenBank genome assembly. Lineage: Eukaryota; Viridiplantae; Chlorophyta; Pedinophyceae.